CUGCGUCUGCGCUUUCUCGCUGACCGGCUCCAACUUCAUUGUCUGGGCCAUGUGAUUUGGACACUUGUAGUUCUAGUUCAACUACCCUGUUCCGAAAGAUGGUUUCACCCACUUUUGCUAUACAGCGGUAGACAGAGGCGCUACUAGUCUGGAUUUGAAGGGGGGUGGGGAAAUGCCAUUUCCGGAUGUGACACCACGUUGACCCGGAAAAGGAGGGGGCCGGGGCAGUGUGGCCUUGGCGACGGUAAUGGAGGCAUCUGGCUACAGAGUGGUGUUUCAGAAGGGAGGCGUGUAUCUGCACACCAGCGCCAAGAAGCACCAGGACCCGGACUCCCUCAUCGCGGGCGUCAUCCGUGUCGUGGAGAAGGACAAUGACGUCUUUCUGCACUGGGCUCCUGUAGAAGAGGCUGGAGAUCCCACCCAGAUCCUGUUCUCCAAGAAGGACUCCAGUGGGGCUGAGUCCGGCACCUCUGAGGAAGAACCCACCUUUGACCCAGGCUAUGAACCUGACUGGGCUGUCAUCAGCACUGUGUGGCCACGGCCCCACCAGCCAGAGCCCAGGAGAGGUGAAGAGCCCACCUCCCCCCGUGGCCCCUGGGCCUUCUCAGUGAGUCUAGGGGAGCUCAAGUCCAUCCGCCGGUCGAAGCCAGGCCUCAGCUGGGCCUACCUGGUCCUGGUGACCCAGGCAGGAGGCUCCCUGCCUGCCCUGCAUUUCCACCGUGGGGGCACCCGUGCCCUGCUCCGUGUCCUGAGCCGCUACCUGCUGUUGGCCAGCUCCCCACAGGACUCCCGCCUCUACCUUGUCUUCCCCCACGACUCCUCUGCCCUGUCCAACUCCUUCCACCAUCUGCAGCUCUUUGACCAGGACAGCUCCAAUGUGGUGUCUCGCUUCCUCCAGGACCCCUACUCUACCACUUUCAGCAGUUUCUCCCGGGUGACCAACUUUUUUCGGGGAGCCCUGCAGCCACACCCUGAGGGAGGCGCCUCACCUGACCUCCUCCUGCCUCCCGAUGAUGAGCCUGAGCCUGGGUUUGAGGUCAUCUCCUGUGUGGAGCUGGGGCCACGGCCAACCGUGGAGCGGGCUCCUCCUGUCACAGAGGAGGAGUGGGCUCGACACCUGGGCCCCGAGGGCCGCCUGCAGCAGAUCCCCGAGUUGAAAAACCGGAUCUUCUCAGGGGGUCUGAGUCCUGGCCUGCGGCGCGAGGCCUGGAAGUUCCUCCUAGGCUACCUCGCCUGGGAGGGCUCAGCCGAGGAACACAAGGCCCAUGUGCGCAAGAAAACGGACGAGUACUUCCGCAUGAAGCUGCAGUGGAAGUCGGUGAGCCCUGAGCAGGAGCGGAGGAACUCCCUGUUGCACGGAUACCGAAGUCUCAUUGAGAGAGACGUAAGCCGCACGGACAGGACCAACAAAUUCUACGAGGGCCCUGAGAACCCUGGGCUGGGCCUGCUUAACGACAUCCUGCUCACCUACUGCAUGUACCACUUUGACCUUGGCUAUGUGCAGGGCAUGAGCGACCUUCUCUCGCCGAUUCUCUACGUCAUUCAGAAUGAGGUGGAUGCUUUCUGGUGUUUCUGUGGCUUCAUGGAGCUUGUGCACGGGAACUUUGAGGAGAGUCAGGAGACCAUGAAGCGGCAGCUUGGACAACUCUUGCUGCUCCUGAGGGUUCUGGACCAACCACUCUGUGACUUCCUGGACUCCCAGGACUCCGGCUCUCUCUGCUUCUGCUUUCGGUGGCUGCUCAUCUGGUUCAAGAGGGAAUUUCCCUUCCAGGAUGUCCUUCGGCUGUGGGAGGUGCUGUGGACGGGGCUCCCUGGUCCCAGUCUGCACCUGUUGGUAGCCUGUGCCAUCCUGGACAUGGAGCGGGACACCCUCAUGCUGUCCGGCUUUGGCUCCAAUGAGAUCCUGAAGCACAUCAAUGAGCUGACCAUGAAGCUGAGCGUGGAGGACGUGCUGACGCGGGCCGAGGCCCUCUAUCGGCAGCUGACCGCCUGCCCGGAGCUGCCCCACAACGUGCAGGAGGUCCUGGGUCUCGUGCCGCCCUCAGAGCCCCGCAGCCCCUCGCCCCCCGCCUCCCCGCUGCCGCUGUCGCCCACGCGGGUCCCGCCGAUCCUGGCGGAUACAGCGCCGCAGCCCGACAGUAGCCUGGAGAUCCUGCCGGAGGACGACUGCGCUGACCCCUAGGGCCUCGGGGGCGGGGCCUUCUUGAGGGGCCCGGCGGGCGGCGCUCCUGAUAGGCUGCGCUCUCUAAACUGACACUCCGUUGGUCCGCCUUGUGUUGGGAAAGGCGGCUGCCGGUUCAUCGUGACCUGGGUGGGCGGGGGACGGCUCCUUGCCCCCCAGUGCCCUCUGUGGAGCCCAAGCGCGACCACAUGACCCUGACUUGGCCAGUGGGGCGGGAGAGGAGGUCCCGUGAGGGUACCUUGGGGAGGGGUGCGCAGGCCUGCAGCUGCCACUAGGAAUUGUGCGGGCACCGGGUCCCCGGGGGCCACAUAGAUGCUCCAGAGCCCUACCCAGCAGCCGCUGCUUCUGUAAAAAAUAAACGUGAAAUCCUCUGGC
Castor canadensis (American beaver) is the source of this 2557-nucleotide messenger RNA. It is a transcript of the gene Tbc1d17, whose product is annotated as TBC1 domain family member 17. Gene Ontology annotation, molecular function: GTPase activator activity. The record is from RefSeq and is a predicted model, not a curated record. Gene Ontology annotation, biological process: activation of GTPase activity. NCBI's taxonomy places the organism in Eukaryota, Metazoa, Chordata, Mammalia, Rodentia, Castoridae.